Trypanosoma cruzi is the source of this 951-nucleotide messenger RNA. RefSeq lists its product as uncharacterized. The transcript has a single exon. Bases 1 to 951 code for a protein of 316 amino acids. The record is from RefSeq and is a predicted model, not a curated record. Lineage: Eukaryota; Euglenozoa; Kinetoplastea; Trypanosomatida; Trypanosomatidae.
AUGAUGAAGUCACUGAGGUGGGACGCCGCGGGCCGUGGGCGUCAGCGCAAAGAUCGCAGCGCCUUUUGGGUUGCCCCACCGCAGCGCUACGUGAUCAACCGGCACAGUCCCAAGGCGGUGCCGCACAGUCUUUCCGUCGUUGUUGUGGUUGAUCCCCACAUGGUGGAGCCGACGGCAUUUCUCCAGCCCAUAGCGCCACUUGCGAACGACAAGAGAAAUUGUGGGGCGGCAGGGAAUGGUGAUGCGAUCUCCGCCGAGCCGGACUCCGCGAGUGAUCAGGUCGUCCCGUCGUUCUUUAGGCUGGACGUCUACGUUUGGGACGAUACAACCUUGCGGGAGAUUUUGGAGGAGGUGCUGGCGUCGAGCGCGGCGGCCCAACAGGUGUUGCUGCCCAGCGAUGCCCCGGCCACGGCGACGGCUGAGGUGGUGGGAGAAGCAAGCAGGCCGCCGGCGUCCACUGGCGCGGAGAAGGCAGAAAAGAGAGGAGGACGUGACGGUGGUGGCGAUGAUGGUGGUAACGGUAAUUUGAAGGAUGAUGAUGAUGACGGUGCAUCGGUGGAGCUUGAUGAUGGGGAUGAUUCUGUUGGCGGGGAUGCGGCAGACGAGGAGCCGGCCUCCAAACGUGAACGCACAGAAGGUGAGAAGAAGCAGAGGGACGAGACGCGAAAGGGUGCCCCGUCGGCCGCCAAGAGGGCCCAGCCGAGGGAUAGGCGGCCGCCACCGACGCCCGCUGCCAAUGUGCGUCUUUCCCAUGUGUUUGUUGGCAGUGACAAGAAGCCGCAGGUGAGAGACGUAGCGCUCCUACGCGUCGACAGGCCUGUUUUCCACGCGGGAGACUACACCACCAUGCAGGAAAUGCGGACUUUCAAAACGGGAGGGCGAGGAUGGAAGAAUGGGGAUCUUUUGGUGCUAUCGCCCACCACACGACACUACAGGGCCACACCGAUGUGA